CGCCCAUCUCUCUUUUCCAUGGCUGCUUCCUCGCCCACAAAAAGCCUUCAACAGUUCGCUUCCCUCUCCUCCCAAAGAAAAGCAAAAGGAGAGAGAUGAGAUGAGAUGAGAUCAGAGAGAGAGAACCAAAGCUAGAGAGAGAGAGGAACACACAACACAAGCACUGAACCAGAGAACAGAGCACAGAGCGGAGCAAUGCACUUGGUAGAGAGCAGAGUACUGGAUUCCUGCGCCGGAGAAGACACCCUUCUCCCACACGCCGUCAUAUAUACCUCAAAAGACAAAGCCCUCCUUGCCACAGGCAGCCGAGAACAUAUUCGAUCUCCCUACCCACGGCCCUGACCUCAUCAUCAUCUUCUUCUUCCACCUCCUCCCAGCUUCACCCUCAAGCCUCCCCUCCAUCUUCUUGUGAAGCUUCUCAGGAUUCUCGCAUGCCUUUCUGCACCACCCUGACAUUGCCUCCUCUCUCCCUACACGACCUUACUAAACCACUUCCAAUGCCGACGAACAUGGCGGCCGCGCUCUAGCCAGAAACUCUCCCACCACAGCAAUUCUCACAAGAAUUCCGACCCGGCACCCAGAUGAGACCUUCGUCGCCUCUGCUCCUUCUCCUACUCCUGCAUUUCGCGCUCCUCUCCGCAGAUGCUGUCGCCGGUGGCGACAAUGGCGGCGGCGGCGACCUGCGCGGCGACGCGGCGGCGCUGCUCGCCCUCAAGGCCGCGCUCAGCUGCCGCCCGGGUGCGCUGCCAUCGUGGGAGGCGGGCAAUGCCGGCGCCGUGUGCGCGUGGACAGGCGUGCGCUGCGCCGGCGGGCGCGUCGUCGCGGUCGACCUCGCCAACAUGAACUUGAACGCGUCGAGCGGCGCGCCGGUCUCGGUGCGGGUGGCGGGGCUCGACGCGCUCGAGAGCCUCUCGCUCGCCGGGAACGGCAUCGUGGGCUUGGUGGCGGCGUCGUCGCUCCCGGCGCUCCGGCACGUGAACGUCUCCGGCAACCAGUUCGGCGGCGGGCUCGACGGCUGGGACUUCGCGUCGCUCCCCGCGCUCGAGGUGUUCGACGCCUACGACAACAACUUCUCGGCCCCGCUCCCGCUCGGCGUCGCGGCGCUGCCGCGGCUCCGGUACCUGGACCUCGGCGGGAACUACUUCACCGGCGAGAUACCGGCAGCGUACGGCGGGAUGCUGGCGGUGGAGUACCUGUCGCUGAACGGCAACAACCUGAACGGCCGCAUCCCGCCGGAGCUCGGCAACCUCACGACGCUUCGGGAGCUCUACCUCGGCUACUACAACGCGUUCGACGGCGGCGUCCCGCCGGAGCUCGGCCGGCUGCGCAACCUCACCGUGCUGGACAUCUCCAACUGCGGCCUCACGGGGCGUAUCCCCGGGGAGCUCGGCGCGCUCUCCUCCCUCGAGACGCUCUUCCUCCACACCAACCAGCUGUCGGGCCCCAUCCCGCCGGAGCUCGGCAACCUCACCUCCCUCACCGCGCUGGACCUCUCCAACAACGCGCUCACCGGCGAGGUCCCCCGCUCGCUGGCGUCGCUGACCUCGAUCCGGCUGCUCAACCUCUUCCUCAACCGGCUCCACGGCCCCGUGCCGGAGUUCGUCGCCGCGCUGCCGCGGCUGGAGACGGUGCAGCUGUUCAUGAACAACCUCACUGGCCGCGUCCCGGCGGGGCUCGGCUCCACCGCCGCGCUCCGCCUCGUCGACCUGUCGUCCAACCGGCUCACCGGCGUGAUCCCGGAGACGCUCUGCAAAUCCGGCGAGCUCCACACGGCCAUCCUCAUGAACAAUUUCCUGUUCGGGCCCAUCCCCGGCGCGCUCGGCUCGUGCGCGAGCCUGACCCGUGUCCGGCUCGGCCAGAACUACCUCAACGGCAGCAUCCCCGCCGGCCUCCUCUACCUGCCGCGACUCAACUUGCUUGAGCUCCAGAACAACCUCCUCUCCGGCGAGGUCCCCUCGAACCCGAGCCCGGGCGGCUCGUCGCAGCUGGCGCAGCUGAACCUGUGCAACAACUUGCUGUCCGGACCGCUGCCGGCGACGCUGGCGAACCUCACCGCGCUGCAGACGCUGCUGGCGAGCAACAACCGUCUCUCCGGCGCCGUGCCGCCGGAGGUCGGGGAGCUCCGGAGGCUCGUGAAGCUCGACCUCAGCAGCAACGAGCUGUCGGGACCGGUCCCGGCGGCCGUCGGGCGGUGCGGCGAGCUCACGUACCUGGACCUCAGCCGGAACAACCUGUCCGGGCCGAUCCCGGAGGCGAUCGCCGGCGUCCGGGUGCUGAACUACCUGAACCUGUCCCGGAACGCGCUCGAGGGCGCGAUCCCGGCGGCGGUCGGCGCGAUGAGCAGCCUCACGGCGGCGGACUUCUCGUACAACGACUUGUCCGGGCGGCUCCCCGACACGGGGCAGCUGGGGUACCUGAACGCGACGGCGUUCGCGGGCAACCCGGGGCUGUGCGGGCUGGUGCUUGGGCGGCCGUGUGGCGGCGUUGAGGCGCCUGCCUCGGCGGGGGGAGGAGCCCGGCGCGGCGGCGCGGGGGAGCUGAAGCUGGUGCUUGCGCUGGGCCUGCUGGCGUGCUCGGUGGUGUUCGCCGCGGCGGCCGUGCUGCGCGCGCGUUCCUUCCGCACCGGCGGCGGCGACGGCGGCGCGUGGAGGUUCACGGCGUUCCACAAGGUGGACUUCGGGGUGGCGGAGGUGAUCGAGUGCAUGAAGGAGGGCAACGUGGUGGGCCGCGGCGGGGCCGGGGUCGUGUACGCGGGGCGCACCCGGUCCGGCGGCGCGAUCGCCGUGAAGCGCCUGCAGCGGAACGGCGGCGCCGGCGCUGGGAACGGCGAGAACGACGACCGGGGGUUCCGAGCGGAGGUGCGGACGCUGGGCAGCAUCCGGCACCGAAACAUCGUGCGGCUGCUGGCCUUCUGCGAGAGCCGGGACGCGAACGUGCUGGUGUACGAGUACAUGGGCGGCGGCAGCCUGGGCGAGGUGCUCCACCACGGGAAGCGCGGCGCGUUCCUGGCGUGGGGGCGGCGGUACCGGAUCGCGCUGGAGGCGGCGCGCGGGCUCUGCUACCUCCACCACGACUGCACCCCCAUGAUCGUGCACCGCGACGUCAAGUCCAACAACAUCCUCCUCGGCGGCGGGGAUGGGGACGGCGGCGACGAGGCACGCGUCGCCGACUUCGGCCUCGCCAAGUUCUUGCGUGGAGGAGGCGCCGCCGGCGCCGGCAACGCCACCUCCGAGUGCAUGUCCGCCGUCGCCGGCUCCUACGGCUACAUCGCGCCAGAGUAUGCGUACACUCUGAGAGUAGACGAGAAAAGCGACGUGUACAGCUACGGCGUGGUCCUGCUGGAGCUCAUCACGGGCCGCCGCCCCGUGGGGGACUUCGGCGAGGGUGUCGACAUCGUGCAGUGGGCCAGGCGGGCCACGGGCGGCCGCCGGGAGGCCGUGCCGGGGAUCACCGACCGCCGCCUCGGCGGUGACGACGCGCCCGCCGACGAGGUCGCGCACCUCUUCUUCGUCUCCAUGCUCUGCGUGCAGGAGAACAGCGUCGAGCGCCCCACCAUGCGGGAGGUCGUCCAGAUGCUCGCCGAGUUCCCACGCCACGCCGCGUCGUCCUCGUCGUCGUCGUCGUCGCAGACGUCGCCGUCGGCGUCCUCGACGUCGGCGGUGCCGCCACCCCCGGGCAGGGAGGAGAGCAGCCCCGACGGGAAGGACCCGACGCCGCCGGCGGCGCCCAGCUGCUACAAGCUGUUCGUCCCGGACCUUCUGGCCUGAUGAACCGCCGCAUGAUCAUGAUUCAUGCAGGAGUAAAGUUACAGCAACUAGUGCAGAUUGGAGCUAGCGUUCUACAGUUUGGUCGGCCGACAUUGGAGAUGGUGACAAGAGCUGGGGAUCAAUCAAUAACAUGUAACUUUAUUUCAUUUUUUUUGUAACUUUAUUUUUUUGUCUUCUUUGUUUUUGGUUCGUCUAUCAAAGGUGUAUAGGGUUUGAUCAUAUGCUAUCACCUACUUAGCAGCUACUAGGGGUUUGUGCUCUCCAAUAUGCAAUAGCAUCCUCCUAGCUUCCAUCAUCAUCAUAGCUUGGGCACUUUGUAAUCUCCUGGUAAUCUUUAGCCACCAUCCAUUGUCCUCUACCACUCUACUCAUGCAUCACUUUUACACUAAUCCUUGUUUAUGCCCA
This is a messenger RNA of Setaria italica (foxtail millet), 4172 nucleotides long. RefSeq names its product leucine-rich repeat receptor-like serine/threonine-protein kinase BAM1. The transcript is spliced from 2 exons. Gene Ontology annotation, molecular function: receptor serine/threonine kinase binding; ATP binding; protein kinase activity. The coding region runs from base 582 to 3767 and encodes 1061 amino acids. Gene Ontology annotation, biological process: protein phosphorylation. The record is from RefSeq and is a predicted model, not a curated record. NCBI's taxonomy places the organism in Eukaryota, Viridiplantae, Streptophyta, Magnoliopsida, Poales, Poaceae.